This is a messenger RNA of Bubalus bubalis (water buffalo), 2895 nucleotides long. RefSeq names its product cationic amino acid transporter 3. Bases 186 to 2045 code for a protein of 619 amino acids. Gene Ontology annotation, biological process: transmembrane transport; amino acid transport. Lineage: Eukaryota; Metazoa; Chordata; Mammalia; Artiodactyla; Bovidae. Gene Ontology annotation, molecular function: amino acid transmembrane transporter activity. The transcript has 12 exons. Gene Ontology annotation, cellular component: plasma membrane. The record is from RefSeq and is a predicted model, not a curated record.
UCCUCCCCACCCCAACUACCCAGGAGUUAAAGGUUGUCUUCUGUGCUCAGUGACUUCCCUCUUUGGUUUUUGGACAAACAUCAGCUCCUGCCCUGCGCGCCUUAACCUCAGCCUCCCUGACUGACCCAGUGCUCCAGACUCUGCUCCAAGGAUCCACAGAUCACGGCUCCUCAACUCCAUCCAGGAUGCGGUGUCAGGAUCUCCACCAGUUUGGUCAGAAGCUGGUCCGCAGGCGGCCCCUAGAGUCCACCGAGGAUUCUGAGAGUCCCGCGGCUCCUCUGAACACCGUGAAGCUGGUGGCCUUCGGUGUGGCCAGCACCCUGGGGGCCGGCGUGUACAUCCUGGUGGGAGAAGUGGCCAUGUUCAUCGCUGGACCAGCGAUUGUCAUCUCCUUCUUGGUGGCUGCUGUGUCUUCUGUGUUGUCUGGGCUCUGCUAUGCCGAGUUUGGGACACGUGUCUCAUGGACCGGUUCUGCGUAUCUCUACAGCUACAUCAGUGUGGGAGAACUGUGGGCUUUCGUCACUGCCUGGAACCUCAUACUGUCCUAUGUCGUUGUCACAGGCAGCGUGGCCAGGGCCUGGAGCAUCGCCUUCGACAGCCUGAUUGGAAACCACAUCUUUCAGGCCUUAGAGGGAACUUUCUCUCCAUAUAUGCCCUACUAUCUGACCAAGUAUCCAGACUUUGUCGCCCUGUCCCUGGUGCUGUUGCUCACAGGAGUACUGGUUCUGGGAGCUCGUGAGUCAGUCCUGGUUGGAAAAAUAUCCACAGGCAUCAACCUUUUGGUUCUCAGCUUCAUCAUCGUCUCUGGCUUCAUUAAGGGAGACCUGCACAACUGGAAGCUCACGGAACAGGACUACACAUUGAACACGUCUGAAUCCGGUGACAUCUAUAGCUUGGGCCCUCUGGGUUCUGGAGGGUUUGUGCCCUUCAACUAUGAUGGAAUUCUCCAUGGAGCAGCUCUAUGUUUCUACUCGUUUGUGGGUUUUGAUGACAUUGUCACUAAAGGGGAAGAAGCCCCAAAUCCUCAUCGCUCCAUCCCCAUCAGCAUCAUGUCCACGGUCUUCAUCUGCUUUUUGGCAUAUUUUGGUGUCUCGGCGACUCUCACCCUCAUGGUGCCCUACUACCAGAUUCAGCCUGACAGCCCCUUUCCGCAGGCUUUCCUCCAUGUUGGGUGGGGCCCUGCCAGAUAUGUCGUGGCUGUUGGCAUCCUCUGUUUUCUUUUAUACAGACUGCAGAGCUCCUUGUUCCCCGUGCCUCAGGUGAUCCAAGAAAUGGCAGAGGACGGGCUCCUAUUCCGAGGACUUGCCCGGACCCAUGCCCGCAUGAAGACCCCCAUCAUGGCCACCGUGUCCUCUGGAAUUCUUGCAGGGAUCAUGGCAUUGCUCUUUGAGUUCAGUAAUCUGGUGGACCUCAUGUCGAUUGGACACCUGCUGGUUUACUCCUUGGUGGCGUUUUUUGUCCUUGUCCUCAGGUACCAGCCAGACUGGAAUUUAAGCAAGAAUGAGAAUACAGAAGACAAAGUUCAGAUGAAGCCUCUAGUCAAGGAAAAUCCUUUGGACUCUGAACCUGAAGCAGGGAGCUCAAAGACUCUAAAGGUUCUGUGGUUGCCUGUCAGCACCACCCCCACCCAGAAAUCUGCCCAGAUUGUCUAUGGAUGUGCCUUCCUGCUUGUUCUUCUGCUGACCAUCCUGAGCCUGAUCCUGGCCCAGUGGCCCAGCCAGGUGUUCUCUGGAGACCCCGUGCUCACAACAGUGGCUGUGCUGCUGCUGCUGCUCACCACUGGGGUCACGGUCAUCAUCUGGAGGCAGCCCCAGGACCCCUCUCCUCUUCCAUUCAGGGUCCCUGCUCUGCCUGUCCUCCCACUGGUCAGCAUCUUCGUGAAUGUUUACCUGAUGAUGCAGACGACCUCUGGGACCUGGGCCCUGUUUGGCAUCUGGAAUGCCAUUGGAUUUCUCAUAUACUUUGGAUACGGGAUCCAACACAGCCUGGCAGGGAACAAUCAUCAACAGCCACCAGCCACCAGCCUCCACCUCCCAGACUCUUGACAAAAACACCCCCGGUGUUGAGUCAUCUUAACCACAGGAAGUAGAUGCUGCAUGGAAUCCCUCCAUGCCCUGGAGGAUCUGCUGGUGCAAGGGACACUGUGAGCCUCGGUGGAGUGUGAAGGUGGAGGCAUCUAAAGCCCUGUAUUUGUUGCUUGUGGAGAAAGUGACUGGACCAUUGUGCAAUUUUCGGUAAACUUUUAAAAGCAUACUUAUAAAUGGGUGUUUCAUAAGUGUGCAGCAAGAUGAAUUUUCACAAAGUACCACAAUGUAAGCAGCAACUAGAGGAAGAAAUAAAUUAUUAUGGACAGAUUAGAAGCACCUUCUUGUACUUAUUUUUAAGAAGAACACAGAGACUGCCUCAUUGGAAGAAAACUCAGGUGAGGACGAAUUAUGUGAAGAGUUAUACUCCAGGAACUUCCCUGGCACUCCAGUGGCUAAUACUCCACGAUCCCAGUGCAGGGGGCAUGGGUUCGACCUCUUGUUGUGGAACAAAACCCUGCAUGCCCAACGGUGUAGCAAAAAAAAAAAAAAAAAAAAAAAAAAAAAUUGGUUUAAGAAUGACUGGCUUCCUCCCCUAGCUUCCCCUUAUUAAAAUGCAGGUGGACCACAUGGGCAAGACAAUCUCUUGUUGCAGGUGGGUCACUCGAGCAAGACAGUGUCCUGGAGAUAAUAGGAAGUCAGCAGGCUUGCAGCAAUGGAAAAAUGACCAUGACUUCCUGCCUUAACGAUUAGCUGAGACUUUUUUCCAUUUAAAGAUGGUCAUGGCUGAGCAGAUCUCUCAUGGAUGCAAGUCAACCUUUCCCUCAGAUCACUGACUUUUUUGAAUAAAGCAUCUUUCUUCUCAAUGAAA